Molecule: messenger RNA, 962 nt
Organism: Amaranthus tricolor (Joseph's coat)
Lineage: Eukaryota; Viridiplantae; Streptophyta; Magnoliopsida; Caryophyllales; Amaranthaceae
Product: SKP1-like protein 1A
Exons: 2
Coding region: 83-574 (163 amino acids)
Biological process (GO): SCF-dependent proteasomal ubiquitin-dependent protein catabolic process
Cellular component (GO): cytoplasm; nucleus
Molecular function (GO): cullin family protein binding
Source: RefSeq, a predicted model, not a curated record
UACAACCAACACCGUUUUCUCUUUCCUCCUUAAAUCUAGGGUUUUCUCUUAUCUUCUUACAAUCUCCGAAAGAUACUCAUCAAUGGCUUCUUCUGGCAAGAAAAUAACCCUAAAAUCCUCCGAUGGCGAAACUUUCGAAGUUGAAGAAUCCGUUGCUUUAGAAUCUCAAACAAUCAAACACAUGAUUGAGGAUGAUUGUGCCGACACUGCUAUUCCUCUCCCGAAUGUGACCGGAAAGAUCCUCGCCAAGGUUAUUGAGUACUGUAAGAAGCAUGUCGAAGCUGCUGCUUCCAAAUCCUCUGCUGAAGAUCGAUCUUCAUCGACUUCUGAUGAUGAACUCAAGACUUGGGAUGCUGACUUUGUUAAAGUUGACCAAAAUACCCUCUUUGAUCUCAUAUUGGCUGCUAACUACCUCAACAUCAAAAGUUUGCUGGACUUGACUUGCCAAACUGUUGCUGACAUGAUCAAAGGAAAGACCCCAGAGGAAAUCAGAAAAACUUUCAACAUCAAGAACGACUUCACUCCCGAGGAGGAAGAGGAGGUUAGGCGUGAGAACCAGUGGGCUUUUGAAUGAUCUCGUUUGGAUUGGAGCGCACAAACUAGCUUGGAUUUAGAGAGCGCAGUUCUUCAAUGUCUAUAGUAGUGUCGAUAGUAAAGUUGCUCGUCUCUUUUUGGCUGCAAGUAGUUAAACUUAUCGGAAAUUUGUUCAUUGGGCUUAGUAGUGAAUGUUCUUUUGCUCAGUUGCGCACAUGUAGUUAAGCAUAACUUUGCAUAUUUUGCUACUAUUGUGCCGAUGUUAGUGUAUGCACAUUCUCUUAAAUUAUUAAAGUAUUCUGCAUUUAUGGGCAUAACUAUCUUGUUUGCGUAUGAUAAGUUAUAUGUUUUGAACGGGUAAAAGGGAUCGAGAGCGAUAACUAUGCAUUACUUGCCCCGUCGCUUCAAUUCAAUUGAUGUUGAAGGUA